AGAAAAUUGGUCCAGCAUCUUUGAGCAGUGGAGUGGGUGACAGGAACCAUAAAAUGCAUAGAAAUUAGCUCGCAAUUUCCCUUAAUUUGCGAUGUGUUCGCUAUAGCAAUGAGAGAAACGGAUUUUUAAAGGGUGGACCUUCUAUUUUACCUCUUUGGAGAUCUGGCCGUUUGUCAAUGAGAUAUGUGGAACCGCUCUAACCAUCGGUGUUAACGCAGAAAAAUACAAGAUGAAGAAGCAAUUCAAUCGAAUGCGACAGCUCGCCAACCAAACAGUGGGCAGGGCUGAGAAAACUGAAGUGUUAAGUGAGGACCUCCUCCAGGUGGAGAAGCGACUGGAGCUUGUCAAGCAGGUGUCCCACAGCACCCACAAGAAGCUGACUGCCUGUCUGCAGGGCCAGCAGGGUGUGGACGUGGAGAAGAAGUCUGUCAGAUCGCCCUCGAAGAAACUCCCUCUCACGACACUCGCACAAUGUAUGGUGGAGGGGGCUGCUGUGCUGGGGGACGACUGUCUUCUGGGGAAAAUGCUGAAGCUGUGUGGCGAGACACAGGACAAACUUGCCCAGGAGCUCAUUCUGUUUGAGCUCACCAUCGAGAGAGACGUGGUUGAGCCCCUGUAUGAACUGGCAGAGGUGGAAAUCCCCAACAUCCAGAAACAAAGGAAACAUUUAGCUAAACUGGUGCUGGACAUGGACUCUGCACGUACACGGUUUCAUCAGUCAUCCAAAUCUUCAGGUCUCUCCAGUAACCUGCAGACUACAGGGGCCAAGGCCGACCACCACAGGGAAGAGAUGGAGGAGGCAGCCAAUCGGAUGGAAAUUUGUCGAGAUCAGUUAUCAGCGGACAUGUACAGUUUUGUGGCCAAAGAAAUCGACUAUGCAAGCUACUUUCAGACAUUGAUAGAGGUCCAGGCAGAGUACCACAGGAAGUCGUUGGAGCUGCUCCAGAGUGUUCUGCCCCAGAUCAAAGCCCAGCAGGAGACAUGGGUAGAGAAACCGUGCUACGGGAAGCCUUUAGAGGAGCACUUGGCCCUCAGCGGGAGAGAUAUUGCCUUCCCCAUCGAAGCCUGCGUCACCAUGCUGCUGGAGUGUGGCAUGCAGGAAGAGGGCUUGUUCAGAGUCGCUCCCUCGGCCUCCAAACUGAAGAAGCUGAAAGCCUCUCUAGACUGCGGGGUCAUGGAUGUUCCGGAGUAUUCCGCGGAUCCGCACGCUAUUGCAGGUGCUUUGAAGUCAUACCUACGUGAACUCCCAGAGCCACUGAUGACCUUUGAACUCUACGAAGAGUGGAUUCAAGCUUCAAAUAUUCCAGACCAGGACAAGAGACUUCAGGCACUCCUCACAGCCUGCGAGCAGCUACCCAUGGCCAACAGCAACAACUUCAAGUAUUUAAUCAAAUUCCUUGCCAAGUUGAAUGAGUACCAGGAUGCAAAUAAGAUGACCCCUGGAAAUAUCGCAAUUGUCCUGGGCCCUAACCUCCUGUGGACCCAUGAUGAAGGGAACAUCACUGAGAUGAUGACAACUGUGUCCUUGCAGAUCGUAGGCAUCAUUGAGCCAAUCAUACAGCAUGCCGACUGGUUCUUCCCUGGAGAGAUUGAGUUUAACGUGACAGGAAAUUAUGGCAGUCCCGUUCACACCAACCACAACGCCAACUACAGCUCCAUGCCCUCCCCGGAUAUGGACCACACCGACCGCAAGCAUAACGACCAGAGCCGACGCCCCCUCAGUGUUGCCACCGACAACAUGAUGCUGGAGUUCUAUAAGAAGGAUGGCAGCAUUAGGAAAAUACAAAGCAUGGGUGUCAGGGUGAUGGACACCUCUUGGGUGUCCCGCCGAGGUUCAUCUUCGGCCCGUAAAACCUCAUCCACGCCACCGGGCAUGCUGCCCCCCACCCUGCCCUCAGACGUGCUCCUCCCCGAGCAGCCAGGGGACUUUUCUACAUCCCCCUCUCCCACCCCUCCUCCCGCUAGCGGUGACCGGGCCAGCUCGGAUGAUGCGUCCUCCAAUUGGUCGGACUCCUGUUAUGCCUACCCCUCCCCUGAGGAGGAGAAACCCCCUCCCCCUUAUCCCUCUUCCUCCUCUUUCUCCUCCGGUUACCUACCUCCCCAUCAUUUUUACACCCGGGCACCGCAGUGUGUGCGGCCUGUUGCCCCCGGUCCCGAGUCCAUGCCCCCGGGGCCCUCCCCCCCACCUCCCCCCCGCUGGCCUGGCUACAGCCCUCCCCCUCUCCCUCCCUUGUGCCCAUCCCCCCAUCAGCUUGACAUCAACUCUAACCCCAAGCCCAGCUCCCUGCACCUGCCCAAACAGGGCUCCCUACCCGAUGCUCUGCAUGCAAUCCCGUCCGAAACUAACGUGUCCCCCCUCUACAUCAAAACCCCCCUCGUUCUAGCCCGGCACGACCCGCCCCUCGGCUCCCUCCCUCCUAACACCCCCCUAUCAGCCCCCCCUCCUUGGGGAGCCUGUGCCUGUAACCGAGAGAGAGGAGCCAAGCUGACUAGUACACUGAAGAACAAGGAGCUCUCCCCUGUGAUUGGACAGAAGAGCCAGGGAUCAACAGCGUCUGGUGGUCCGACACAACACUCUGAACACAGCCCUCUCACUCUGAGAAGAGCCAAAAAGUUGGCCCCCAUCCCACCUAAAGGGCCGUACCCUCAGUCGGGGGGGAUGUCGGACCAGUCAACCGGUCAGCCUUCCCCGGUCAGCCUAUCCCCCACCCCUCCCAGUACCCCCUCCCCGUACGGCUUCAGCUACCCCCAGGGCUACGCCACCAUAGGCUCUCCUGGACAGGUCCAGACAGUGACCACGCCGUCCCUCUCCUCCCCUCCCUCGCUUGCUGGCACGCUCACCAAGGCCAGGCCAACUCCCAAGCCACCCAGGCAGAGGCCCAGCCUGCCCCCUCCUCAGCCCCCCUCCACCCCUGGCUCCAGCCCCCAGCCUCUGGAACACGGCCUGCUGGAUGGAUUGUCUCCUGGGGAGAGCAUGUCCACAGAUUCUCUCUGUAACCUGGAUAUUCCCAUCAUUAAUGUGGAGCUGGACGGUAUCUUUGACGAGCCUAGGUGCGCCCCCUACAGGAAUUCUGUGGCUGUGGUCGAAUCUAUCAACAGAGCAGAGUCGGACGAAGAGUCUGAGAGCACGGUACUAUGACAACGAGACUCCGCCCACAACGAGACUCCGCCCUCGGAUCUUCAACUAUACCGUCCUUCCUCCAGGAGUCAGCGCCUUCCAUCUGACCUUUGACCUACCCAGCGUUCUCUCACUUCCUGUUUUCACCCAUUUACACAAAACACCAGAAUCAGCCAAGCUAUAAAAAAAAUUCAAACUCACACCACAUACACAUUUAUUAAUAAAUACGAAUAUGACAAUUACUGAUAUAAGCAUCGAGGCUUUCAUCAGCUGUUUGACACUUGAGGAGGGAAAGAACUUUCGAUACAUUCAAUCCAACACAAUUCUAGGUUUUAUGCUGACUUCAUGUGAUUCUGUGGUAUGGUCAUUUUAAGGAACUUUUAUCUUUCUUUUGGCCUUAUUUGAGUCAUUUGCAAUAUUGCCUUUAGCUUCACGUACCAGACAGGAAAUCAAGCUGCUCAGUCAAACUGCUCCUGCAGUAUGUGAGUGCAGCAUGAAAGGAAGCACAAUUAUUGUACAUCUCUGUCCUGUCAAUGUAUAGAUAUUUGUCUUUCUUUCACCAAGACUAAAUGAUUUCCCUUGAGACCA
Messenger RNA from Osmerus eperlanus (European smelt), 3706 nucleotides. Its product is annotated as rho GTPase-activating protein 44-like. Gene Ontology annotation, biological process: positive regulation of GTPase activity; signal transduction; regulation of dendritic spine morphogenesis. Gene Ontology annotation, molecular function: protein binding; GTPase activator activity. The record is from RefSeq and is a predicted model, not a curated record. Bases 230 to 3139 code for a protein of 969 amino acids. The transcript has 22 exons. Gene Ontology annotation, cellular component: leading edge membrane; dendritic spine; cytoplasm. Lineage: Eukaryota; Metazoa; Chordata; Actinopteri; Osmeriformes; Osmeridae.